Esox lucius (northern pike) is the source of this 2791-nucleotide messenger RNA. RefSeq names its product clathrin, light chain B (gene cltb). Gene Ontology annotation, biological process: intracellular protein transport; clathrin-dependent endocytosis; clathrin coat assembly. The transcript is spliced from 6 exons. The coding region runs from base 213 to 935 and encodes 240 amino acids. Gene Ontology annotation, molecular function: clathrin heavy chain binding; structural molecule activity. Lineage: Eukaryota; Metazoa; Chordata; Actinopteri; Esociformes; Esocidae. Gene Ontology annotation, cellular component: synaptic vesicle membrane; clathrin coat of coated pit; plasma membrane. The record is from RefSeq and is a predicted model, not a curated record.
GUUGAAAGUGAGCAAUCAUGAUUCAUGAAUCAUCACUUCCAGUCGCCUUGUUAUUCACUGUCUUGUUAGCUGACAACUGUUCAUGAAAGUUGGUUAGCUGCAUGUCCGGGAAAAUAAGUCAGAUAUAUCCAUCAUUAUAACUUUUUUUUAAUUGAAAGUUCACACUGAUUGCCAGAGGCUACAGUAUUGAAUUGAAUUCAGUUUUGUGAAAGAUGGCUGAUGCAGAUGCAGAUUUCGGGUUCGCAUCUGACAACGGUGUCCUGCCUCUCGAGGAAGACCCAGCAGCAGCUUUCUUAGCCCAGCAAGAGAGCGAAAUUGCGGUGAUAGAAAAUGACGACGAAGGAUUUGGUGCUAUGGAGGGAUCCGUUGGGCAGCCAUUUGAACAACCGCUGGCGUCUGAUUCACCUGCCUCAGCAUAUGACGACAGGUUUGCAGGGGAGCGGCCAGCAGCCACAAUGAACGGGGAUAUGUUUCAGCAGGACUCCAACGGUCAGUUUGACAGCUAUGCGGCCAUAGCCCAGGUGGACUCGCUCAGGGCGGAGCCUGAGAGUUUGCGAAAGUGGAGGGAGGAACAGAAAGCUCGGCUGGAGGAACUGGACUCUGCAUCCAAGGCUGCUGAGGCUCAGUGGAGAGAGAAGGCUAAGAAAGAACUAGAGGACUGGCAUGUGCACCAGCAUGAACAGAUGGAGAAGAACAAGGCCAACAACAGGAUUGCUGAUAAGGCUUUCUACAAACAACCCAACUCUGAAGUGAUAGGCUUUGUAGCAUCUGAAGAGGCCUUCCUGUCUGAGGCGGACGUUGACGGCCCAGGAGCGGAGUGGGAGAGAGUGGCCCGGCUCUGUGACUUUAACCCCAAGACCAACAAGACCGCGAAGGAUGUGUCCCGGAUGCGCUCUGUCCUCAUAGCCCUCAAACAGACGCCUCUCGUCCGCUAGAAGGCAUUUUGACAGGGAGGGGUUUUUCCUGGUUUUAGUUUUGCGUUAUUAAUCCUUGUUUGCAAGUUCUACCAUACCCUUAUCGUUAAUCUCUGGGGUCGUGGUUGGGGUCAGUUCCAUUUCAAAUCUUGUCAAUUUUGGAAAUACAAAAUGUCUUCAAUUAAGAUUUAGCCUCCAGUGUUGUGUCCUUCAGACUGGUUUCCGGAAGAUAAAAAUAAAUAAAAAAUUUAGCAUGAUGACACAGCAACCUUAAAAUUAAUGUACAAAGUAACAUUUGAUUUUUCCAUCUCAUUUUCAUAUUUACUGUUUGUUUUGUCACUAACUGAAGUGUUAAAGCAAAUAUGCCCUCAGGUCUUAGUCUGAUCUUGCUACCUGCAUGAUGGCCAAUUGCUCUCAAAUAUAGUGUGAGCAGGCAACAUGGAGAUUAAAGAUAGAUUAUUUUUUGUAAAACAUUACAGCCACCAGAAAAAGACCCAUGGUAAUUAUUAUAAAAGGCGCAACACCUUCAAGUUCUUAAUAACUUGUUUCAUCUUUUGUUUUCCUGAGCCAUACUGUUAGAGCCUCAGAACACAGGCUUAAGAAUGUAGGUCAUCACGUGACCUACAUUCUAUGUACUGAAGCAAAAAUACAUUUAAAAAAUAACAACCGUGUCAUGUGAUCAUUGCAAUGAUAAUGUUAACCCUAAUGUCCACAUUACCUCCAUGUCCUAUUUCCAUCACACUUCAUUUUUUUAGGGCAUGAAUAAGGAAAGCGUUAGAGGAACAUUUUGAAUUGGAGUGCCGUUUCGUUUCCAAAGUGACAGGAAUUGGAAUGGAUCCCAAACCUGCUUUAUGCUCAGACACUCCUUUUUUCUGUUGUUUCUAAACACUUGAAGGUAUGUUUUUCCAGUCCCCCCACCAUAUUUCUUUAUAGUGUUACUGAAUCCUGUUGAUAGAAAAUACCUCUUUACCAUAGGAUGUUAUGAAGGACUGACUGCAGCUUUGUUUGAACUAGUCUCAGAAAAUGUUCCAUUUGACCAUUACUCCAAUACUGAAGUUACUAAUUUAUUGUUACUGUAUAUUAAAAAAAACUAUUCAAAGCUGUCAUAGGUCAAACCUUAUCUCUUAAGCAUGUGGUUUGUGCCAGUAUUUCGCACGUGGAAUGUUUUGAGUUUUAUAAACAUAAGGUAAAUCCCCACUAAUUUUAAUUGAACCUGUAAGGUCUAACAUGUAACUGGUCCUGUCCAAGCUCUACUAGGAAUCUAUUGUAAUGACUAUGCCUGUUGAAUUGUUUAUUCAUUGACCCAUUUGAUUCAUUGUUGUAUGUUAUUAGUAAUUGAUCAUUUAAAGGUAGUUAAGUAAACAUUUGUGCUGAAAUUUGAAAUGCUAUAAGCUUGUGGCCUUGUUUAGUUUAUAGGAUUAUGAUAGAUUACUUAAAUCUGCCCCUAAAGUGUCUUCGAAACCAAAGGACGACUAUCUAUAAUUACUGAGGUAGAUCCUCUGCAAGCCUGAAACAAAAAUCAUAUAAUUUUUUUUUUCCAAUGGUUUCCAACGCCAGUCCUCCAGUAACCCCAACUGCACACUUGUUUUAGCACCAGCCGAGCACAGCGGAUUCAACUUGUCAAGAAAUGAUCCGGCCCACACUGACUUUAAUUGUGUGUGCUUGUCCAGGGCUACAACAAAAAUGGGUGUUGGGGUACUCUAGGACCAGAGUUGGGAACCAUUGCUUUCAUUUUUAAAAAAUGUAAUACAAAUGUAUUCCAUUUCCCCUGGAUCUGUAAUCACACGUUGCCUAUUCAGAUAUCAGAAAUCCUCCCAUGAGAGAAUGUUACACGGGAAGUGGAAAACUCUUUGUACAUUAAUAAAAAGCUAUUUGGA